Molecule: messenger RNA, 464 nt
Organism: Pararge aegeria (speckled wood butterfly)
Lineage: Eukaryota; Metazoa; Arthropoda; Insecta; Lepidoptera; Nymphalidae
Exons: 3
Coding region: 31-414 (127 amino acids)
Source: RefSeq, a predicted model, not a curated record
UUAUAAGUGAUAGUAACCUGAGGUCAUAAAAUGACAUUUUCCGGAUUUCUACUUUGUAUUAGUGUUAUAUUGUUUAAUCAUUGUAUGGCCCAUGGAAGCAGGACAAAACUUCCACGUUUCGCAUUUGACCCAGACUUUAAACCGGCAAUUGUUGGGUCAUAUAGUUACGAUAUAGUAAAGGGAGAAUUUGUAGUACCCGAGGCAAACAAUUCGACAACUGAGAUCAAUAUAACCGAUAUAAUUCUUAGUAGUUCGACCAGCAGUCCUAUUACCCAGGAAGAUGUUAUUAGGAAAAACGUGGGAAAGUCAUUUAACUGGUGGUCACGCUCAAGACCGUCAUCGAGGAAUUUAACUAAUCCUUUAUUAUUCAUGGGAAAUAAAGUUCCAAAUCGUAGCACUGCAAUAACCGAAUAGUUAUAUAUCCAGAACUUAAUAAUAAUAAAACUUUUGUUUGUUGCCUUUCA